AUUGAUGACUGGAGGAAACAUUUAAAAGCAGCAGCGGGUGUCUGGGUUUGCCAGACAGCGCAGGGGAAGAAUCCACAGCACAUCACUGGAUUGUCCUCGAGACCGGGCUGUGACUGCCCACCUCUGGGUGUUUCCUUUGGGUUAGACAAUCUUUACUCAUCCAGACUCCUGCCACCCUGCCUGCCGAUCCACAGCAGUGAUGAGGUCCCGGCUUCUGCUGCCUGUUCCCCACUUGCCAACCAUUCGGGAAACUUCUGAAGAGUUAUCACAUGGGACACCUGGGCAGGAACCCCCAACUUCCCCCAGCCUGGAUGAUUACGUUAGGUCUAUUUGUCAGCUGGCACAGCCCACCUCAGUGCUUGACAAAGUCAUAGUCCGGAAUCAACCCCAGAGACCCUACCGGACAGCCUGGACUAGAGAGAAGAGAUGCCAGGUCGAGUCUCAAGGGGACAGCUCUCCUUGCUUCAGCAGCCCACAGCCCCCGCUGCCCUCUCCUGGCAAUGACAACCCUCUGGACUGGCUCUUCGGGAAGUCCCAGGAACAACAGACUGAGAGGAGAGACCCGCCCAAUGGGACCAGCUCUUCGGAUCACUGGGGUGUGCACAAACAGAUGGACAAGGACAUGGGGAGGCUCUGUGAGGCCAGGGUACCCGAGUGCUCUCUGGGAAGAAAAUCAGGGCAUAGGCAGACCUCCAACCUGAAAAGCUGGACUUCUAGAAAGUCUCACCCGGCCUUCGCCUCUGUCUCCGGCUCCCGCCCCAGAGGCAUCCUCAGCACCCUGUACUUGCACCUCCCAGUGAUCCAUGAACUCUAACCCUCCUGGCAGGGCUGCGGGGACUGGACAAUUCCUAGUGAGACCCGACAUCUAAAGAAUGAUGACAGUCUGGUUCCCACAAUGCAACCUGACUGGUACCAUCUGCCUGUGAGUGGCUGGCUGGUGACCUUGAAAGAGUGACUUUGUGUCUCUGUUGCUUA
Molecule: messenger RNA, 975 nt
Organism: Alexandromys fortis (reed vole)
Lineage: Eukaryota; Metazoa; Chordata; Mammalia; Rodentia; Cricetidae
Gene: Depp1
Product: DEPP autophagy regulator 1
Exons: 2
Coding region: 200-814 (204 amino acids)
Biological process (GO): regulation of autophagy
Cellular component (GO): mitochondrion
Source: RefSeq, a predicted model, not a curated record